UACUAAGCAACCUCUAUUCAUUUCUCCCUCUUUAAAUCUCUCUGCAAAAAGCUCAUUUUUUAUGUUAUUAUUUCUUUCUUCUGAAAAACUAAGAGAAAGGGCUGGAAAUUAAAUGUGGCAGAAACAUAGCCACAAAUUUUCUUUUAGAGAAUCUAUCAAAUCUCUUGAAACUGAUAUUCAACAUGCCAACAACCUGGUAGCUGCUCUCCCCCGAGAUUUAUCUGGGGAUUGUAUUCAGAUGAAACUAUCUUACAGCCCUUUCUCGCCAUUCAUGCUAUUUUUGAUAGAAUGGAUGAACUGGAGUUGUUUAGAUACUUUACCGAGUUUCUUAGGCCUUCUUCACAUCCUUGUGUACAGGGUAUAUGUUGAUGGAAUGCCGACAGCAUCUUCAGAAGAAAGAAAAGCUACUGUUCAAGAAUUCUACUCUGUUAUAUUUCCUUCACUGAAGCAACUUGAAGGCAGUUUAAUGGAAUUGAUGGAGGACAAUUUGAAGAAACCUGAAAUUUUGAUCAGUAAAGGAGAGGAAGAAAAUGUAAAGUCUCGAAUGGAUUUUGAGAGAGAGGAUGAAUGUGGCAUAUGCAUGGAAAUGGGCUCGAAGGCUGUAUUGCCAAAUUGUGGACACUCAAUGUGCAUUGGUUGUUUUCACGACUGGUAUCUUCGAUCCCAGUCGUGCCCAUUCUGUCGAGGAAGCUUAGACAAAGUGAGUUCUGAAGAUUUGUGGAUUCUAACUGGUAACUGUGACAUAGUAGAUACUGUCAGUCUUGCGAAAGAAAAUUUAAGACGCUUCUACAUUUAUAUUGAGAAGUUGCCACUUGUAGUGUCGGACAACAAUUUGCUGAUGUACAAUUAUAUGAUAUGAGUUAUAACAAAUAAUAGUUGUUGAUCCCUCGUUGUAACAUUGUAUGUAUAUACCGUUAACAGUUAGUCACCCCAAAGCUAUAUAUUUUUAGUAAAAUCAUUUGAUAACUAGUAUAAACACAGCCGAACUUGUAUUUCAUAAAUGUGUAAAUUUAGUAUUAGAAUUCCUGGUUUUAACUUA
Molecule: messenger RNA, 1039 nt
Organism: Olea europaea var. sylvestris
Lineage: Eukaryota; Viridiplantae; Streptophyta; Magnoliopsida; Lamiales; Oleaceae
Product: RING-H2 finger protein ATL47-like
Exons: 5
Coding region: 113-859 (248 amino acids)
Biological process (GO): protein ubiquitination
Molecular function (GO): ubiquitin protein ligase activity
Source: RefSeq, a predicted model, not a curated record